AUGGGUUGCUGCCAGACUGGACCCCAGCCGGCUGGAAAUGCUGUCGGAGGCUCCGCGAGUGGCUUCGCGAGCAAUCUGUCAGAUUUCAAGGACAUCGACGCUGUUGUGGCGGUGACGCAGGCCAGUGUGAAUGCCACAAUGAUGAUGUACCUGUCUAAGGCCCAGCUGCAUGAAAUCCUGAAGUGCUACGCCUACAAGCCUCACUCCAAGGGUGAGAUCGUGGAGGUCGACUACAAGACCCUCGUGGAUCAGGCCGGUGGUUCGGACCCCUUCAGCUUGACCGACGGUGCUGACCAAACUGACAAGAACGUGGUCAACUUGGCCAAAGUCGGGUUUGUUGGAGCCUUCAAGGCCAAAGGUGGCUUGCCCCGAAUGCCCCUGGCCAAUUUACCGCCCAUAGUCACUCUGGGCAAUCAUUCGGACAGUCCGGUCUCCUUCAACUUGACGUCCUCCGAAUUCCAGAUAUGUGGCCUCACGUACGCUGGCUUCGACCAGGCUGUCGCGAUCAACAAGAUCCAGCCUUCAGGUUCGAGUGCGAAAACCGCGUGGUACUACAACUUUUUGGUGGACCUCACCUUGAAUACUAUCAACCCCAACGCCCCAGUCCCGAACGAUGUGCGAGAACGCAUGAAGCAGUUCAUACAUGAGUUUGGUCCUAACUCUUUCAGCAUGCGGAAGCUUUUCCUGGAUCUGGAGACAGCAUCGCUCGUAGCCAACCCAGUGAUCAAGGGUGUCACAGACAACACCGACUUCGGCCCUGCGUGGGCGAUGAUGUCUAAGAUCUUCACAGGAGCCUACUUCAGCCAAUUGCGCCAGACGGGCAACCCCAUCUUCGGCUACUCCGUCACGUCGAAGGUUGACCCGACGCCGUCCUCUACGGUUGCAUUCCAGUCACUGGCUUAUUCCACAGCACCAUACCUGGUCGGCGGCCGGGAAACUCACAGCCCCGCCUCUUGCUUGGCAUACAAUCUCUCCACAAGAGCAACGCCUCCUGGCACCCAGCCCUUUACAUGGAAUUGGGUGGAGGCCAAUGAUGUGAGCCAGAUAUCAGGAGUCCUGUCAGUGCGACGCAGCUUUAUUGCAAGCUACCUCACACAGCAAGCGGCGUCCCCCAGCAGGUGGCUUUGCUUUGACACCUCCUGCACAACACAUCAUGAUGGAGAGACUUUCUACAUAUCCACCGGAUUUCACUAUGCUGCGCAUCCAGCCAGAUUCGCCGCUCUACACACCCCAACACCAGUGAGGGACGGGGGAAUGAAGACUCACACACUAUCCUUCGCCCACAAAGCCGGUGAUGAGUCGGAGAACUCAUCGCACACUGUUAGCAUCUUCAUGGAUUUCAACUAUCAGCUUGAUGGAGAUAUCGUUAUCCGGGGAACCCAGAUCAUCAUCACCGUGACGGCAAAGGUUGCAAUGGGCUUUCAUCACCAUGAGCUGGGUGUGCACUACACCGACCUCCCAUUGAGGGACUACUACUACAAGACAAAGAUCGUCACACUUGACCUGGCCGUCAGCGAUGACGGCAAACUCACCGCGACUCAACACAUGACCGUCCACAACAACUCCGCGAGUUGGGACUUCCAUGCGAAAGGGAUCGAAGGUCUUUCUGGCCUCGAGGGCUAUCUGAAGAAGGGCUUGUCAGAUGCUCAGGGCGGUGUGGACAGGUUUCUCAAGGCUGCGUUCGAUGCCUUUGCAGACAACUUGGCAGACAACUUCAACCAGUAUCAUCAGUGGGUCUUUCCCGGUGCCGACACCUUUGUCAUGUCUCACGUCUUCUUCUCUCACAGCUGUGACCUGGUGACUCAGUUGAGGUAUGCGACCCCAAGCAUGAACGGUUUGGUUGAUGAGGCGAAGCAGAUGAUCUCGCCUGUGAUGCAGCCAACGCCGCCUGUCGUAGAGGAGGUCACCUACGACAUUGCAGCCUCUGCAGAGCUCAUGACGAACUACAUCCAGUCGGACAUCCUUCAGCCACAGAAAAAGUUUCAGGCGCUGCAGACAGAUGCAGGACUCGGGCUCCUCUUCAUGAUCGGCACGGAAGACUUCAACGUUGUCGUGGAGGAGUCAGGGAAGACCAUGCAUGGCUGGACACUGCGCAACUUGUCAGAGAAGCUCAUCAAGCAGAGCUUCCCAAAGGGGGGGACCGUGAGCACUUUUGGCGUCUCGCAGGCGGCCGGGAAGGGCACGUCGAGGGAGAUCCAUGUCGCAAUGUGCGUCGAAGCAGAGGGCACCUCCAACUUGUACCUGAGUCUCCACAACUCAGAUGUGGACCUUAGUUGGACAAAGGAUAUCCCGUGGCUGCAUGCACCCUUCAACGCGGUGGACAGCUCUGGCAAGCCCGUGCCAGUGCCUCAGCCGCUGAGCAUUGCGAACAUCAUGCUGAGCCAGGCCUCUGAUGGCGAGCACAUUGUUGUGGAUAUCCUGCGGAACCAGGAAGCAGCCCAGCCACUUCUAGAGCGCUACUGGAUAGAUGUGAGCAAGUCGCAGCCUCUGUGGAAGAAGCACCAAAUGGCCGCUGACUUCGAGGCUUCGACCUACCAGUCUACUCUGGGCCGGGCCAAGGGGGACUUCGUGGACGGGAUCUACACCAUGGGCCAGGUGAACCGCGUUGCGCAGCUGGUCUACGCGCCCCUCUAUGGCUUCGACCCCCUUGUUCCGCCGCCCGUCUCCCGACUGCGGCUCCCUGAGGAUCUGGUGCCCGACGCCAUCGCCGCAGCGCGGCACAGCAACGGAGACGACGACUCUGACUUGUACGUCGCCUCGCAUGGAGGCCUUUACUACUUCGCCGCCGGCAACCAGGGCAACGAUGCCGUGGCAACGAAGGUCGUCUCAGAGCCCAGUCUCCUGGCCGGCGUUAAGAAGCUCUUUGCGGCAGAGGAGAAAGGUGUCGUCACCGUUUGGGGUCUGAAUGGCAGCAACCAGGUCUUUUACCUCACAUGCAAGACGGACGAGGUUACGGACUCUGAUGCUUGGAGCGUCCCACUGCCUAUCCUCACCAGUGUUGAUGCAGUCUCGCCCUAUGUAGAUCGCAAAUUCCUGGCAAACACCUUCUUUGCUCACACGGGCACUAGCUUGAGGAAGUACAUCAAGACGCCUGGCACGGGGCUUUGGACAUCGAAGAGCAUAACGUUGCCACCAACGAGCUACAAGCAGGACUCGCGAUCCAUUCAGAGCUUCACCACAGAGCUCAAGGUGACAAACCAGACGACAGGCAUGACAGCUGCCAACGUAGCAGUUGAGGUGACUUCGACCACCGUGACCUCGGUAAGCAUCAACCACCUCUACUACCAGGUGGGCCCUCAGCCGGUGACGGUGCAGACAGACCAGGAUGGGACCAUCACCAUCGUGGAGUUGACCAACAGCUUAGUGGCAACUCGCUUUCACGUUGCCAUUGCGACCAACAUGCUGGGACUGGGAGGCCCUAAACCCCUACAAGUGAAUCCCAUGGACGCUGCCUUCAAGCGCAAUUCUGCACUGAAUAGCAAGGACAAGUUGCGAGGUGCCAAGGUCACGGACAUGCACGGUACUCAGAAGCCGUGGAUCCCGCCAGACACGCCUGAUGACACCCUGGACCAGAUCGCCAAGCUCAACAAGAACCUAGACGAAGCGAGCAAAGACGUGGGGAACUCGGCCUUGCCCCUGGCGCCGCGCAGGCUUGCGCACACCCGCAGCACUGCGAAGCUGAAGGUGUCAGGGAUAGACCUCGAUCUAAGCUCGGCCAGGAUGGUGGAUAUUGGGGACCUCUUCAAUGCUUUGGGGUGCGCAUUCAAGGCGACGAUCAAGUUUGUCAAGGAUGAGAUCUCAGGUGCUUGGCACAUAUUGGCGAUUAUUGAGGGCAAGAUCUAUGCGGCUUUGAUGGACACCCUCGAAGCGAUCGGCGGCGCUAUUCAGUGGGUCUAUAACCAGAUAAAGAUGGCCAUUGAGUGGGUGAUUCUGUUCUUGGAGUUCCUUUUCGGUUGGCAGGACAUCCUGGUGACGCAUCGGGUGAUCAAGAAGUUCAUCUCGCUGACUGCCUCGGAGUUCAUCGAUGACUUAGCCUCGGCCAGGGCUGCCACGAAGAAGGCGCUCGAUGACUUCAGGAAGAACAUCGCCGAGUUUACAGGCGUGAAGCCGGGCCUGAGGAUGACCGGCGCCGAGGCACUCAAGACCCCGGAUCCCAGCGCCAAGCAAAGUGCCCCGGGCCACUUGGGCAAGCAUCACUUCAAGGGCAAUGUGACCCGCGCCUCCGCACCCAAGAAAGUGGACUUGGAGGGGGUUCCAUCGGCUCUGCAGUCGCUGGUGAAGCUGUGUGAGUCGGCGGAAGAGAGCGUGGAAGGUGCUGCGCAGCGACUCAGGACCCAAGUGCUUGAGGAGUUUAGCCACUUAGACCUCACGACAGUCAUGGAGCGAAUUGCUGGCAUCAUCUCCAUCGCUCUUGUUGACGGCGCCGAGGGCAUGAUCUUAGAGCUCUUCACUGCUUGUGAGACCUUUGUUGGCCAGUUGAUGGGCAUGCUGGAUCACACCAUUGACAUCCCUGUAAUCUCUUGGCUCUAUAAGCUCUUAACUGGAGAAGAUCUCUCCCUCCUUGACCUUGCGUGCCUGAUUGCAGCUAUCCCAACCACUGUCUACUACAAAGCCCUGAUGGGCCAUGCCCCCUUCUCGACGAGCGACGCGUGCACGGAGCGCAUGCUGAAUGCAAAGACGGUUCGGGACUGGAACAAUGCCCCUUACGAUCAGCAGCCCUUGGAAGGUGCACUUCUGAGUCAUGACCCAGCGAAGAGGAAGGCAGCGCAGGCCCUGGCGCUCGGCGCUGGAGCCAUGGCCGGGAGCGUCAUCCGGCUCUUUUGCACCGCGGUCCGAAGGGAUAUGCAGAAGGACGACACGUUCAGUGACGGUGAGAUUAAGCUCAUGGAGUCGUUCCGGUGGGUUGGGAGUAUGGUCGCUUCUGCACCUGCCUUGAAUGUGAAUAUGUUUGAUAAGGUGCCUGACGCGAAAGAGUGGUAUGUUGGCAUGAGCAAGGUCCUCACUGCUUGGGGUAAGGUGCUGGGUUUCGUGCAGAUUUUCUAUGUCACCAACAAGAACGAGAUGAUUGGCAAAGCGUUCGCCACGCUGUCAACCACCGGAAGCCUUUUGAAGCUCAUCCCCCACGUCGUGACACCAAUCGAGGAGAACGACUGGUCAGCCCACAUCGUCUUGAAGACCUUGGGCAAGGUGAGCAAUGACUGCGGCGGCAUUCUGAGUUUACCUCAACAGCUGACACCAUCUCCCGGCAAAGAGGAGCUGUUCUCUUACGAGUGCAUGUUUCGAGUGAGCUACGGCGCGCUGAUGAUUCUCUACCCUUGCACUUGGUUGGCAGGGGCUUGA
Molecule: messenger RNA, 5340 nt
Organism: Symbiodinium natans
Lineage: Eukaryota; Dinophyceae; Suessiales; Symbiodiniaceae
Source: the annotation of a GenBank genome assembly